AUGUCAACACAACAAGGAAAAACUUAUCAAUUUAAGCUUGUACUUUUAGGCGAAUCUGCCGUAGGCAAGUCAAGCUUGGUGAUGCGUUUCGUAAAGGACCAUUUUGAUGAAUACAGAGAAAGUACUAUUGGUGCUGCUUUCUUGGCACAGACAAUUUCUUUGGAUGAUAAUACGACAGUGAAAUUCGAGAUUUGGGAUACAGCAGGUCAAGAAAGAUACAAGAGUUUGGCACCAAUGUACUAUCGUAAUGCUAAUUGUGCUGUUGUUGUCUAUGACAUUACACAAGCUUCUUCUUUGGAUAAAGCCAAGGCUUGGGUGAAUGAAUUACAACGCCAAGCAGAUCCCAAUAUUGUUAUUGCAUUAGCAGGUAAUAAGAGUGAUCUUGAGGCAAGAAGAGCCAUUGAGACAAAGGUAACACAAGAAUAUGCAGAUGAAGCUGGUUUAUUAUUCUUUGAGACUUCAGCAAAGACAGCUGAUAACGUAAAUGCAUUAUUCCAUGCGAUAGCAAAGCGUAUGCCUCUUGACCAGCUCGCAGAUAACUCUCGCGGACGUAACAGAAUGAAUGCUCGUGGUGGUGGUGUUGAUUUGGAAAGCUCAGGAAAUUCCGCUGCUGGUGGUUGUGCUUGUAAGUUCUUGUUCUUUAUGCUAUUGAAGCUCAUGCUUUUUUUGUAG
Molecule: messenger RNA, 672 nt
Organism: Gilbertella persicaria
Lineage: Eukaryota; Fungi; Mucoromycota; Mucoromycetes; Mucorales; Choanephoraceae
Product: ras protein
Exons: 8
Coding region: 1-672 (223 amino acids)
Molecular function (GO): GTPase activity; GTP binding
Source: RefSeq, a predicted model, not a curated record